This is a messenger RNA of Nerophis ophidion (straightnose pipefish), 4260 nucleotides long. Its product is annotated as polyamine-transporting ATPase 13A3-like. The record is from RefSeq and is a predicted model, not a curated record. NCBI's taxonomy places the organism in Eukaryota, Metazoa, Chordata, Actinopteri, Syngnathiformes, Syngnathidae. Gene Ontology annotation, molecular function: ATP hydrolysis activity; polyamine transmembrane transporter activity; ATP binding. Gene Ontology annotation, cellular component: late endosome membrane. The transcript has 32 exons. Bases 1 to 4050 code for a protein of 1349 amino acids. Gene Ontology annotation, biological process: intracellular calcium ion homeostasis; polyamine transmembrane transport.
AUGAACGGCCGUCAAGCGAAGGUCAUCAACCAAGGCCAGGAGGAUGAAAUGGAGGUGUGGGGUUACAGGCCUUGUUGGUGGAAAAUCCUCCUGGUGGGUCUUGGUGCUGUUUGCUCCGGUGGUCUUCUUCUGCUGAUGCUCUACUGGCUGCCUCAGUGGGGGGUCAAGGCCACAUGUACACACACCUCACUGAAGGAGGCUCAAAGGCUUCUGCUCAGGACCACGGAUGACUUCGGGCGGUGGUUUCGUAUCAAAGUACGAGUUCUUUUGGCUCCAGGGAAGACGCCCUUUGAUGAUCUGGAGUCUACAUCUUGCUUACAAAAAGGAGAACUCUACCAUCGAGAGUUGGUUAAGAAAACAAAUCUGAAGCAAACGACUGACCCUGGUUCCUCCGUCUGCUCCGCCCAGGUCCACUACUUCACCCACCACAACAUCAAGUACUACUGGAAUGAAGACGCCCAGAACUUUGGAGCAUACAAGGGCUUGGAGGACACCAAUGUCAGCUGUGCAGACAUUCACACCAAACACAGCUCUGGACUGACGGGAGCCCUGCAGGAGUACAGAGCUUUGUUUUUUGGCAAGAAUUUGAUCGAUGUGAAAAUGCCGCCUUUAUUCAAGAUCUUCAUAAAUGAGGUCUUGAAUCCUUUUUACAUCUUCCAGCUCUUCGCUGUAAUCGUGUGGUGCCUCGAGAAACGUUAUGAAUUUGGUUUAUUCUUGCUUUUAUUGUCUUGUGCUUUAUUAGCCUUCUCGCUCUGCACCGUUAGAAAGCACCAUGUGAGACUGCGUGACAUGGUGCUGGCACACAGCAUGCUUCAAGUUUCCGUGUGCAGAAGAAAUGAAGACGUUGAACGGGUGAUGUCCACAGAGCUGGUGCUGGGUGAUGUUUUCACCAUUCCAACAAACGGGAUGAUGAUGCCUUGUGAGGCCGUGCUCAUCCGGGGCGCCUGCACUGUUGAUGAGAGCAUGUUGACAGGGGAGAGUGCUCCAGUUACCAAGACCAGUGUUCCCAGUUCAGGCGAGGAGGCGGACAGGAUCUACAAUACGGAGGAACACAAGCAACACACACUCUUCUGCGGCUCACAUGUUAUCCAGAGUCGUUGUGGGGCGGGUGAGCUGGUGAAAGUGGUCGUGGUCAGAACAGGCUUUAGCAUGGAGAAAGGUCAGCUGGUGCACUCCAUCCUCCACCCUAAACCCACCGACUUCAAACUGCAUCGUGAUGCUCUGCAUUUCAUGAUGUGCAUGGGGGGGUUGGGGGUGAUUGGCUGCAUCUACUCUGUUGUCCUCCAUGUCACACGGGGGGUUGCUCCUGAGAUUGUCGUCCAUGCUUCUCUUGGCCUCGUCACUGUCGCAGUGACCCCCAUACUACCAGUGGCCCUGACUGCCGGUCUUUUGAAUGCACAGCGCCGCAUGAAGCGAGUCGGUAUCUUUUGUACCAGUCCGCAGAGAAUCAACAUCUCUGGUCAGUUGAACCUGAUCUGUUUUGACAAGACUGGGACUCUGACUGAGGACAGUUUGAACCUGUGGGGUAUUCAGAGAGCUAAGGAUGGCAUGUUUUCAUCUCCAGAGACUGAGGUGACUACAGAGACUCUGGCAAAGACGUCGUUUGUCGCCUGCAUGGCAACCUGCCACUCCCUAGUCCGCAUAGAGGACAAACUCUGUGGAGACCCUCUAGACCUCAAGGUGUUCAACGCCACCGGUUGGAUCCUUGCGGAACCAGCAGAAGAACAACCUGCCCUUCACGAUGAUGACAUUUCCACUGUUGUGAAACAUCCACAGCAGGGGGUAGAGCUCGGCAUAGUGCUCCACUUCCCCUUCUCCUCGACGCUGCAGAGGAUGAGUGUGGUGGUCAGACAACUGGGACAAAAACACUUUGACGUCUACCUGAAAGGAGCCCCAGAGACCGUGGUUAACCUCUGCAAGCCACACACAGUCCCGCAGAGUUUCACAGAGACGUUGGAGACUUACACCCGACAGGGUUUCCGCGUCAUUGCGCUGGCACAUCACCAACUGGAGUCCAUACUCUCCUGGCCUGAAGUCCAGAACCUCAGUCGAGAGCAGUUAGAGACCAACAUGGACUUCCUAGGCUUGAUCAUCAUGCAGAACAAAAUCAAAGAACAGACUGCUGGGGUGUUGCUUGACUUGCGACGAGCCAACAUUCGGACUUUGAUGGUCACAGGUGACAACAUGUCUACAGCGUUAUCGGUGGCCCGAGACUGUGGGAUGGUUCCAGACCACGAGAACAUUAUCAUUGCUGAUGCUGUGCCUCCAAACGAUGAGAACCCUGCGAGGAUCACAUGGCGCUACUCUGACAACCGUGUUGUGAGAAACAAGAAGACACCCAGGGUUAUUUUCGCCGACGAGGGAAUGCAAGGAGAAGACCCAGCGGGAUAUCACUUCGCUGUGAGUGGUCCAGCCUUCGCGGUCAUCGCUGAACAUUUCCCACAACUUCUCCCCAAGUUCCUCCUGAGAGCCACUGUGUUUGCUCGAAUGACUCCGGACCAGAAGACUCAGCUGGUACAAGGCCUACAGAGCAUGGAUUACAUUGUCGGGAUGUGCGGGGAUGGCGCUAACGAUUGUGGGGCCCUGAAGAAAGCCCACGUUGGGAUCUCUCUGUCCGAACUGGAGGCCUCUGUGGCUUCUCCCUUCACCUCAGCCAUUCCAAACAUCUCCUGCGUUACCAACCUCAUCAAGAAAGGCCGAGCUGCUCUUGUAACGUCUUUCUGUGUCUUCAAAUUCUUGGCCCUGUCCAGCAUCAUCGUGACCUCCGGCAUGCUUCUGCUCUACUGGGUUUUAAGCAGCUUUGGAAGCGUCCAGUUCAUUUGUAUGGCCAUCGGUAUGAGUGUAUCUUUGCCUUUUACAAUGAGUAUGAACCCUGCAAGGAAGAAGCUGGUGCGACGUACCCCACCGACGAAUCUCAAGUCGGGCCUGGUUGUCUUCUCAGUUUUAUCUCAGAUGCUCAACUGCCUGCUCUUCCAGCUUCUGACUUUCUUCUUAGUCCAACAGCAGAGCUGGUACGACACGCUGGAGCCAGUAUGGAUCAACAAGUUCCGAACCCAUGGGAGUGUUAACAACCUCAAUCGUAAAGAUACUGACGGACAAUCACACUCUGGACGACCGAAAUCAUCAAGGACACCACAGAACGUUGAUGCAGUCAGAGACUCUGUUGUUCGCAAGUCUGUGCGUCGACGAAGUCAGGAGCUUGGAAUGAACCGAGAGUCUGUGCGGAGAAUUUUGAUCGCAGUUCUCCACCUCUAUCCUUAUGGAAUACAGAUUCAACAAAAGCUUACACCUGCCGACAAGAGGAUACAAGUGAUCAUGUGCCAGUGGUUUUGCGAUAAGAUUGACGCUGCGCCAGACUCCCUUGACAAUGUCUGGUUUUCGGAUGAGGCACAUUUUCUGCUGUCAGGUCAUGUGAACUCUAAGAAAAACAUCUUCUGGGGUAGCACACCUCCUGAGACUUCGAGGUCCUGUAAUGAGAACAGCACAGUAGUUGAAUUUGAAGAGGCGUAUGUCAAGAAAUUUGAAAACACCUCCCUGUUCUACGUUACGUCCUUCCAGUACUUGAUUGUAGCCAUUGUCUACUCCAAAGGAAAACCUUUCAGACAACCAAGCUACAAAAACUGGCCAUUUGUGUUGACCUGUGCCUCUCUCUAUGUUUUUUAUUUGUUCGUCAUGCUGUAUCCCCUUCCCGCCAUAGACAACGCUUUGCUGAUCGUGUGUAUUCCCUACGACUGGCGCAUUACACUACUCAUGAUUGUAAUGGCACACACGGUUGUCGCCUUCACACUGGAGGUUUUAAUUGUUGAUACCUUGUGGAAGAUCGUUCAAUCCAAGCUGGCCACCAGAGCCUUGACUGCUCACACAACACAGAUGGUGAACGGGCCUUGGGGGUGGAACUUCCUCUCCUGGAUGCUGUGUUGCAAAAAUCGUUCGCCCAAGACGAAAUACAAACUUCUGACUCUGGAGCUGCAGGAGCUGACUGACUGGCCUCCUGCACCGUCCACUAUCACCUACGCCGGGACACCUCAGUACCUCAUUGCUGACCCCUAAUUACUGCAACAAUCCGCUUUUAAAGUACCAUUUUAUACAAUUUUUAAAAACAAUUUUAGGCUCGAUAAUGAAAUAUUGGAAGUGUUUUACCCAAAUUAAAUUAUACUGAGAACACACGGGUGUCAUGAUCCGUUGCCCGGAUCAUGCUUUGUUCAGUUUGACAUUUCUUUAAGUGGUGAUUAGUUCUGUUUCAGUUUUCUUUGAUGCCAU